AUGGAAUAUUUUUCAAGAGUGUUAUUACCAAAGAAAAGGAAAAGCGAAGAUAAUAAUAAUAAUAAUAUUAAUAAUAAUAAUUUACAAUUAAGUUUACCAAAUAAUUAUAAAAACUUUUAUGCAAAGAAAUAUAAUAAUGAAAAGUAUGAUAAUGAUGAUAAAUAUUAUGCUUCAGAUAUAGAUUUUGAUAAGAUUUCACCAAAGAAACAACUGACUAUCGAUUCGUUAAUGGGAGUCAAGAGUGUAGGAGAAACUGAAUUUGAUGUGCCAAAUCCACUUCCACCACUUCAUCCAAUCCCUUUGAAAAAUCAAACUGGAAUGCUUUAUUGGUGUAAGCAUUUUCUAAGUCAGAAGAUGUCCAGUAUUCUGGAGAGACAUCUUUUACAGGUGCUGAACUUUGAACAGCACGAGAUGAAGAUGUACGAGAAAAUAGUACCGCUGCCAAGACUUAUGGGUUGGAUGUCAGAUUCAGAUUUAGAGUACGCGCGAAAACAUGAAACAUCACCAUGGACACCACCAAUGAUUAAAUUGAAAACGUCUCUUGAAACAUUGUUGAAUGUUAAAUUCGACUAUGUGUUGGUAAACUAUUAUAGAAAUGGAAAGGAUCACAUCGGACUGCAUAGCGAUAAGGAAGCAAUCAGUGAAACUACAAGGACGAUUGCAUCGGUAUCUCUUGGUGCCACCAGAAGAUUCAUCCUCAAACCCAACGAUGGAGAGGCAGAUAUUGAAUUCUCAUUGAAUGCAGGUUCGUUGUUGGUGAUGGCUGAGGAGACACAACUCUACUGGAAACACUGUGUCCCUAAAGAACUAAAGGUCAUACAACCAAGAAUCAAUCUGACGUUUAGAUGUAUGAAAGAAAAAUCAGAAACAUAUACUACUCUAUCCCCUCAAUCUCAAUCUCAAUCCUCUCCAUUGGAGUUGCCACCUCCAGUCAAAGAUAGUAAUUAUGGCACCAUACCUUUUGAUACAGAUGAAAUUAAAGCAUUGACAUAUACAACUACUACCACAACCACCACAUCAAGCCAACCAAUAUCACCAAAUAAAAUCAGCCUAUUGCCAUUCCAAACCACACCAAAAAUAAAAAAAGACCAACCAAAUCUUAUACUUUCCAAUGAACCAAAACAAAAAUCACCAAUUCUACUUCCAUUAAAGCCAUCAAUAUCCAUUAAAUCACCAACCCCACUUUUAUCAUCCAAUAAUAAUGUAGAUAUAGAUGACUUUACUUUGGAUUUCGACAGCAUUGAAGAAACCAACAAUAAUAAUAACAAUAGUAAUAAUAGUAUAAAUGUAAAUGUAAAUAUUAGUUUAAGUGAUGAUGGAGAAAUAGAUUUUGAUUUGGAUGAUGUAAAUGAAAGUAAUAAAAACAAUAAUAGCAAUAAUAAUAAUAAUAAUAAAAUAGAUAAACCAAUUAUAAAACCAAUAAUGAUUAAACAGAUUAUAAAGAUUAAAACACCAGAAAGAUCUGGAGUAAUAGAUAGUUCAUCAUCGGUUGAUGAAUUUAAUUUUGAAGGUUUGGAUUAA
Messenger RNA from Heterostelium album PN500, 1521 nucleotides. RefSeq names its product alpha-ketoglutarate-dependent dioxygenase AlkB family protein. The coding region runs from base 1 to 1521 and encodes 506 amino acids. Gene Ontology annotation, biological process: DNA repair; DNA alkylation repair. NCBI's taxonomy places the organism in Eukaryota, Evosea, Eumycetozoa, Acytosteliales, Acytosteliaceae. The transcript has a single exon. Gene Ontology annotation, cellular component: nucleus. Gene Ontology annotation, molecular function: dioxygenase activity. The record is from RefSeq and is a predicted model, not a curated record.